Molecule: messenger RNA, 2863 nt
Organism: Rhopilema esculentum
Lineage: Eukaryota; Metazoa; Cnidaria; Scyphozoa; Rhizostomeae; Rhizostomatidae
Product: galactose-3-O-sulfotransferase 2
Biological process (GO): glycolipid biosynthetic process
Cellular component (GO): membrane
Molecular function (GO): galactosylceramide sulfotransferase activity
Source: RefSeq, a predicted model, not a curated record
GGCCCAUAAAGCUUUUAAAAAUUAUCUUAUGCAUGUCACCAGCUCUGUUUGCUGUUUGAUUGGUUGCUUAAGAUUUUAAAAGCUGUUAAAGAACCUCUAUUAGCACAAGCCUCUUGGACUUGAUAUCAGGUGACUAUCGAUGAAUUGCGAUUGCUGGUACCCGGAUAGACCGCUUUCUAUCAUAGCCCUUAGCUGCUUUUCAGAUGUUUCAGACAACAUGCUUCGGAGUUGCAGGGUCUUCCCGUUAAUCCUUAUCGCCGGCGGAACAAUCAUCGUCAUCCAGUAUGGCUUGCUGCACUUCGCUAACAAAUUCAACAAUCCUGGAUUCCUCCGAAGAGGGCUACCAUCAACGGUGAAAACAUUUGUUUUCCUGAAAACCCACAAAACUGGCAGUGGCACGCUUACUGGCAUCUUUAGUAGAUUUGCUGAUAAUCACAAUCUUGAAAUGGCACUCCCAAUGAAGGAAGUAUCGAGGUUUUCAUGGCCGUCUCCUUUCACUGUUGAUGAAGUCGAUCUUAGUCGACUGAAAAACGAAAAGGCCAACGUUCUAUGUCACCACGCUGUGUUUGGAUCAAAAUCUGAGUUUGAUAAUGUCAUGUAUCCUGGUACGAAAUACCUUACUAUCCUACGAGAUCCAGUUGAAAGAUUCGAGUCGCAAUUUUUUUACGAUAAAUUCAAUUUGCUUUUUGACAAGAGAAGUAAUGCAAACGUACUUUUAUCAUUUUUGAAUGCGAGAAAGUCCACUGGCUGGAAGUUCAAGAACAUGACGUUUGAACAAAAGGAGAUUUUAAGAUUGUUUACGAACGGUAUGCUCUUUGACUUGACGGGCGAAUUGCUGGACGAGAAGCAACGAGAGGAUGAUAUUGAUAUAUUGAUUAAGGAUACUGAAAACGAUUUUGAUCUAGUACUGUUGACAGAAUUUUUUGAUGAAGGUCUAGUCCUCCUGAGGCAAACCUUUGGCUGGACGUUCCUUGAUCUUGUUUAUAAAAGAAACCAUGUGCGUGAAAAUCGUCACAAAGAACUCCUUACAAGUGAAGUACGGGAUAAGAUCAUCGACAUAAAUCGCGGAGAUUUCAAAUUAUAUAGACACUUCUUGAAAAUAUUCAAAGAAAAAGUGCAGUUGUAUGGUGAAAAGUUCAGCCGUCACUUAAAUAUUUUUCGUAGUUUGAACAAGGAAAUUGGAAAACAGUGUCAUUACAGUAGUUUUGUUAUUAAUUUGGAAAAUGUAGAAGACUUGCUAGAUAAAUUUGAACUCAGUAGUCAAGAAAGACGUAUCGUUGGGGAUUUGAGGAAGAUCCCGCACUGUUUUUGUUCGCAAUUGCACCGAGAUGAAGUCUCCUACGUGAAGUACUUUAGAAAUAAAUACGAGCCUUAUCAUUUUGUUAAGCGUAAACAGGCACAUGAUGAAAAAUGUUUGUGACAUUAUUACUUAUGGAAGCUUGGAAACGUCAGCGAUCGUCGAUGAAAUUCUCAGAUUUAUUGUGUGUUGCUCUGGCUAUUUACUUCUGUUUUGGUUGUCAGUCGAUCUAAAGCAUAUCGAUUUUAGAUUUUCGUUCCUUUGUUGUUAUGAUUAGGCUUUCUCGAUAGAAAUGGUUUUUCCGCUACUGCAAAGUAGAUGGUUUUUUGACCUCGUCGAGGUCCCUGUGGUGCAUUUUAAUUGCUGCAUAUAAAUUCUCUCAGGAAUUUCUGAAUCGGGUAACAGAGUAGGGGCACAUGCCAUCUCCAGCUUCUCUUUCUGAGACAAAGUGCUCCUCCGACUUUGAAAUGUUUCCGACAUUCCAAUAUCUCCCAGCCGGUCCUCCAUCUUUAUUUGUUUGUGCUCAAGAUGGGUGCCCAGGCAGAGCCGUCGCUAACUAUUGUGCUCAAAGGGGGUUUCCAGGUCUCAUUUGCUGACAAACUGGGUCACCAAUCCUUUAUUUGUGGAUAAAUUUGAAAAUAUGCCGACCGUGUACUCAUAGAUCGCAAAAAACUCCUCGUUUUUGCGAAAACUCCUCGUUGAGAAAAUAAUGUGACACCAUUCUUUUCUCAAUAGGGUGUCACAAACCUAACAUCCCUCAUAGCGACGGACCAGUGUCCAGGUCCCAUUUACCAGCAACGAUAAAGAGUAGUUUUUAUUUGCUGACAAGUUUAAAAUUCGCCGAUAAAGCACUCCUAGAUAGCAAAUAACUUGGUAAAAAAGCCCUGAUGUUUAAUCCGCUGAUUAAACCUAAUCUCAUUCCAGAAAGGUGCUAAAAUAGUCUAGUUUUUGCCCUAAUUUGCGAGUAAAAAUACGAAACCGAAUACAAAUUGAAAUUGACAUAUUUCAUUGAUCGGGGAAGCAUUCGGACACUUUGGGUUUACUGUAAAUGGAAUUUGUAAAUAGUUGACGAUGUCUGUGUGACGAAACAAUAGGUUACUUGAAAGCUGGAGGGCUUCUGGCGUACAGUUUCGUCUUAUCGGCUACGAAAGAAAUGAUUAAGCUAUAGCAAUUCUUUCUCGUCGUUCUUGAUCACGAAUACAAAAGUAUUCAAGUGUUCAUUUUGAACAACACAAAGAAAUUUCGGCAUAAUGCACCCCCUGGUAUUCCCUUCUUGGAAAACAUAGAACUGAUAGAGCUUUCUCUAGAUAUUUUAGCCCCCCCCCCCAGCUAAAAAUGUUGCGGGACAGUGGCUCAAUCACAGUCCUGCUCUAUCACCACAAACCAAAGUGCUAUCCAAGCCUAGCACAAUUGAAAAAUUAAGCAACAAGUCUUGGCUUCAAACUGCACCAUGAAACCAGCUAAGAAAUGUUUGGUAUUAGUAAAGUUCCUUGUUUAAAUAAUGGGUGUUUGUUAAAGGUUUUGGAAUUUCACAUAUGAUGAAAUGGAAGAAGUUGAUCAAACGGG